AUGGAUGAACUGAACGAACACAUUUUGCAACUUUCUGCAUAUCAAACAACUGAUGAUUUAAGUGGCGAUGUACAACGCCAAGACACACCAUUGACCAACGAAAGAGGUCCACCAUUUGUUGAUGUAAGUAUAACACAAGAACAAUAUCAAAUAAUGAAACAAGAAAACGAUUAUUUAAGAUUAAACAAUAAUCUACUUCAGACUCAGUUGAUGGAACAGCCAGCUACGACUGAUGGUCUUUUGAUAUGGCUGAUUCCAGACAGUCGCAAAAGAAUCAACAAUGCACUAUGUUUAAAAGAGCGCUAUCUUAAAUCACCGAUGAUUUUCACAGCAAUGAAUGGACAUCGAAUGCAGGCUUAUCUUGAUCUCAAUGGCACAACUAGCAAUGAAUACAGUUCAAGUCUCUAUAUUUCCAUUUAUGUUCGACUACUCACUCCAAUUUAUCAAAAUCUAAAGGGUACCGUUACGUUUUGUGUGGUUGAUCAAAGCAACAACGAUCCUCAAGAAAAUAUUGAACGAACAUGCCCAGUAGACACAAUGAUGGCAAAUGAAAUGAUUGGUUUCGAUUAUUUCAUGCUUAAAAAUCGUCUCUAUCAAGAUCCAAGUCGAUAUAUUCGUCACGACAACAUUUGGAUCAUCGUGAAAUUUAAUCAAACAAAUGCAGAACGUUUUGCCAAUCUUCCAUCGUGCGUACAAAACGCACUAGAAAACAUUGGAUAA
This is a messenger RNA of Rotaria sp. Silwood2, 720 nucleotides long. The record is from the annotation of a GenBank genome assembly. Lineage: Eukaryota; Metazoa; Rotifera; Eurotatoria; Philodinida; Philodinidae.